AUGGCACGAUCGGUGGCAAUGAUGGUGGGUUCGCCAUCACGAAACACUUCUGGUUCCUCUGGUUCGUCUGGUUUGCGGAUCAAGGUCGUGGCAAGCCUUGAUUGUGAUAUCCGAACAGGAGUCAGUCGUGGCUUUGAACAGAUCCCAGGAGUUAAGCUUGGAGAUAAAGCCACGGAGGAAGAACGAGUAGUUGAGCUGGACAAGUUUGCUAGUGCUCGUCUCGUCACAGCCGGCCGUGUGGAGGCAAGCGUGGUCGUUGAGCUGGAUGCGUGGGGUUGCGAACGUCGAAGAGCGACUCUCGCCGAGCCCGACUGCAAUAGAGUGCAAGCAAUUCACCGUAAACAAGCCGCAUCUUCGACACCCGUCACUCACCCAACUCGAAACACUUUUGCAUUUUCUUCUCGAUUGCCUACGCCUGCAGUCACAAUGUCUGCUACCAUUGAAGAGAUCGCCGACGACGUUCAGGACCUUAACGUCCAGGACUUCGACUCCGAUGACGCGGGUGCCGACGUCCACGCUUCCGACAAGGUGGCUUCGCGUGCUGAGCGCAAGUCCCGCAAGGCUCUUCAGGGUCUCGGUCUCAAGAAGGUUGGUGGUAUCACUCGUGUCACCAUGCGCCGUCCUCGUGGUCACCUGUACGUGAUCGCCCAGCCCGAGGUCUACAAAUCUUCCCACUCGGACGUCUACAUCGUCUUUGGCGAGGCCAAGGCCGAGGACAUGUCGCAGCUCGCUCAGGCUCAAGCCGCCCAGCAGAUGGCUCAGGCCGAGGCUCAGGAGCGUCUUCUCGCCGAAUCGCUCCAGAACCCCAGCGCCGGUGCUGCUGACAAGAAGGCCGAGGAAGAGGAGGAGGAUGACGACUCGCCCAUCGACGAGGAAGGUGUCGACGCAAAGGACAUCGACCUUGUCAUGCAGCAGGUCAGCUGCUCGCGAAGGAAAGCCGUCAAGGCGCUCAAGGAGUCCAACGGCGACCUCAUCAACGCCAUCAUGAACGCCAGCUAA
Molecule: messenger RNA, 999 nt
Organism: Pseudozyma hubeiensis SY62
Lineage: Eukaryota; Fungi; Basidiomycota; Ustilaginomycetes; Ustilaginales; Ustilaginaceae
Exons: 4
Coding region: 1-999 (332 amino acids)
Biological process (GO): protein targeting to membrane
Cellular component (GO): nascent polypeptide-associated complex; cytoplasm
Source: RefSeq, a predicted model, not a curated record